This is a messenger RNA of Camelina sativa (false flax), 429 nucleotides long. The record is from RefSeq and is a predicted model, not a curated record. Lineage: Eukaryota; Viridiplantae; Streptophyta; Magnoliopsida; Brassicales; Brassicaceae.
UGUAUUGAUUAUCGGGGUUUGAACCGGGUCACUGUGAAGAACAAGUAUCCUCUUCCUAGGAUCGAUGAGUUGUUGGAUCAGUUGAGGGGUGCUACUUGGUUCUCCAAGGUAGAUCUGGCGUCGGGUUAUCAUCAGAUACCGAUAGAUGAGGCAGAUGUGAGGAAGACUGCUUUCAGGACGAGAUAUGGGCACUAUGAGUUUGUGGUGAUGCCCUUCGGAUUGACUAACGCGCCAGCAGCGUUUAUGAGAUUGAUGAACAGUGUGUUUCAGGAGUUUCUGGAUGUAUCUGUCAUCAUUUUCAUCGACGAUAUCCUGGUCUAUUCUAAGAGUCCUGAGGAGCAUGCAGUGCAUUUGAGGGCAGUUAUGGAGAAGCUGCGGGAGCAGAAGUUGUUUGCCAAGUUGAGCAAGUGUAGUUUUUGGCAGCGUUAG